AUGCUCGACUACUUCGUCGCCAUUGGAGUUGCCCUUCUAGGGCUGCUGGUGGUGUACUUUAUGUUCCACAGCAUCAAAAAGUCGGAGCUUGUUGCGUUUAAUGCUUCAAAAGAACGCAAGUCACGUCCGCGCAAGACCCCGAAGGUGCCUCGCCGUGACGACACCCGACUUGACCGCGAGAUGGAGGCGCUUAUUGCCCAGGAGGUCGCACACCACACCACAUCCAUGCGAGCCGACAUUCGUGUCGUUCAACCGGUGCUGCUUGAGAACAUGCAGCGUAAGGUGGCAGCUGAGAAGAACAAAGCGGCGUCAAUGAAAUACUCUUCCGCGGCCGCCGAGCAGGCGCUGAUUGACAAGGAGAUGGGAUUCCAGAAGGUGGUGAAUCAAUCGAAGCCACGGAAGAACCCGUCGCCACCGCCGCAGCAGCGACCACAACAGGCGAACACGGAUGAGGAGUUGAGCCGUAAACUCGGUCAGUUCUUUAGCAACAACCGAAAGGAUAAGAAGGGAUUAAAGUUCAACUUGAAGGAGGAGCAGACGGCAAAUACCAAAGGUAAUGGGGUCCACGUUGUUGUGAAGAAAGAUAUUAGUAAUGCCCGUACAUGGUCAUUGGUAGCUUAA
Trypanosoma cruzi is the source of this 621-nucleotide messenger RNA. RefSeq lists its product as uncharacterized. The transcript has a single exon. The record is from RefSeq and is a predicted model, not a curated record. NCBI's taxonomy places the organism in Eukaryota, Euglenozoa, Kinetoplastea, Trypanosomatida, Trypanosomatidae. The coding region runs from base 1 to 621 and encodes 206 amino acids.